Messenger RNA from Solanum tuberosum (potato), 952 nucleotides. Its product is annotated as ferritin. Gene Ontology annotation, molecular function: ferric iron binding; ferrous iron binding. Gene Ontology annotation, biological process: iron ion transport; intracellular iron ion homeostasis. NCBI's taxonomy places the organism in Eukaryota, Viridiplantae, Streptophyta, Magnoliopsida, Solanales, Solanaceae. The record is from RefSeq and is a predicted model, not a curated record. Gene Ontology annotation, cellular component: cytoplasm.
UUGAAUGCCACGAGCCUGCCACGCGCUGUUAUGCACUACUCAAUCCUAUCCAUCCACGUGUCAUCCAUCCAACGGCUGUAAGUCCUCUCAUGUCGGGUUUUUCAUCAUCUACUUACUAUAAUCAUCUUCCCUCUUUCAUUUUCCUUUGAUUUCUUUCUACUGAUAAUUGUUCAAUUUCUGCAUAAGUUUCAGUAUUCAUCAUCAUGCUUCUAAAAGUGGCACCUGCGUUUGCGUUGUUGAACACCCAUGGGGAAAAUUUGGGUUCCAUGUUAUCAUUUUCUUCACAUGGAUCUGUUUUGAAGAAUUUUUCGGCAAAAAGUGGAAAUGGAUUGGUUGUAUGUGCUUCAAAGGGUUCGAACAGCAAACCGUUGACGGGUGUUGUUUUCGAACCCUUUGAAGAGGUGAAGAAAGAGCUUAUGCUUGUACCUACUGUUCCUCAUGCUUCUCUUGCUAGACAGAAGUUCACUGAUCAAUCUGAAGCUGCUCUUAAUGAACAGAUCAAUGUGGAAUACAAUGUUUCGUAUGUUUACCAUGCUAUGUAUGCCUAUUUCGACAGAGACAAUGUUGCUCUCAAGGGACUUGCCAAGUUUUUCAAGGAAUCAAGUGAAGAGGAAAGGGAACAUGCUGAGAAAUUCAUGGAGUAUCAGAACAAGCGUGGUGGGAAAGUGAAGCUGCAGUCUAUUUUAAUGCCAUUAUCUGAGUUUGAUCAUGCUGAGAAGGGGGAUGCAUUGUAUGCAAUGGAGCUUGCACUUUCUUUGGAGAAGUUGACAAAUGAGAAACUCUUAAACUUGCAUGCUGUAGCCACACGAAACAAUGAUGUGCAGUUGGCUGAUUUUGUUGAAAACAAGUACUUGCAAGAACAGGUGGAAGCAAUCAAGAAGAUCUCGGAAUAUGUGGCUCAGCUGAGAAGAGUGGGCAAAGGACAUGGUGUCUGGCACUUUGAUCAAAUGCU